AUGUCAACUGCCCUUUUCUCACAAAAGUACAAACUUAAUUAUCUAUCUAUCUAUCUAUCUAUCUAUCUAUCUAUCUAUCUAUCUAUCUAUCUGCUGAACACAUACCUUUUGUUUAUUCAUUUAUUUAUUUGUAAAUACUUAUGUACUGAAAAUGUAUACCUGAACAUCUUUUCCUGCGUUAAAAAUACUACAAUGCACACAUGUCGAAAUCUAUCUAUCUAUUUACCCAAUGAGGAGAGAAAGGCCAACCGACUCUCCACAAUAAAACCUUUUGCUACCUCAAUCUCGUAUACUCUCCCUUCUUUCUUUCUUUCUUUCUUUCUUUCUUUCUUUCUUUCUUUCUUUCUUUUAGCCUUUUUUCCCUUUCCUUUCCUUUUCUACCGCUCUCUUGAAUUUCUCUAUCUCUCUCUCUCUCUCUCUCUCUCUCUCCCCGCUUCUCUACCACCCCGCCCUCACCAACCAUCUUCCCUGCCGAACGCCACCAUUGAUUCCCCUCAUCAUCGGACGUCACGCCUCUUGGCCCGGGCCCCGCCCUCUCACAGCACGACUGUCACGGGCCCCAGCCCACCAUUUCACAGCCACGCAAUAUCAGUUCUGUCACACACUCCAACAGUCGUCAUCUGGGAAAACAAGUGCAAUCAGGAAGAUCUAUCUAUCUAUCUAUCUAUCUAUCUAUCUAUCUAUCUAUCUAUCUAUUCAAGACUUUUUAUAAUACCGUUCCACCAUUUUCUAUGCGAAAAUCGGUGCCAGGAAUUAGAUCCCCACACACGUAAAUCUAUCUAUCUAUCUAUCUAUCUAUCUAUCUAUCUAUCUAUCUAUCUAUCUAUCUAUCUAUCUAUCUCUCUCUCUCUCUCUCUCUCUCUCUCUACAUAUAUAUAUAUAUAUAUCCAGUUACAACAAGAAAUCGUUACACCACUAUUAAAAUUUCUUAGAAACCACUCUCUCUCUCUCUCUCUCUCUCUCUCUCUCUCUCUCUCUCUCUCUCUCUGCAUGCUUAUGUGA
This is a messenger RNA of Acanthosepion pharaonis, 1002 nucleotides long. The record is from the annotation of a GenBank genome assembly. NCBI's taxonomy places the organism in Eukaryota, Metazoa, Mollusca, Cephalopoda, Sepiida, Sepiidae.